Messenger RNA from Funneliformis geosporum, 627 nucleotides. NCBI's taxonomy places the organism in Eukaryota, Fungi, Glomeromycota, Glomeromycetes, Glomerales, Glomeraceae. The record is from the annotation of a GenBank genome assembly.
AUGGUUUUGAGUCGAGUUGCAUCACUUGCUGAGCCACCGGUUGUUCCAUCUUCUGGUUACUAUAGUACUAAUAAUUUCAAUCCCAAUAUGAUGGAAUUUACACAAAAUAAUCAAAUUUAUUUGGGAGAAUGGGAUGUGGUCGGAGUUGAGAAUUCACAUCAUCAAAUCCCAACAACCGUUUCAUCCCCUUCCUCUUCUACAAUAAAUCAAAAUCAAACUACGAGCGCAUCAGUGAUUGGAAAUUCUACAUCUCCGAAUCAUCCAAAUUCUCCUCCGGGUUCUAAUGGAAACCCUACAUCGAUUCAUCAGGAUCAGUCUUCUAAUUAUUUAUCUUAUCCUAUGAAUGAUGAUCAAAAUACUUCCAAUCUUUUGAUAAACGGUAGUCAUGACAUGAUAAAUAGUAAUGCCGUUCAGGGUCUAGGAGCUUUGGGACAAAAUGUCGUAGAUGGGACAAAUAUUAACGUUAACGGAAAUAACAUUGACAAUGAUCAUUCAACACAUCAAAUAAUGGUUCAACCUCAUCCUCAUCACCCAAUGCUAAUUCAAUCGACAAGUCAUUCUCAACCAUUUUCAAAUUCAUCCACAUCCACAUCAAAUCAUGUGUGGGUUCAACAGCAGCAAUGGUAA